Meyerozyma guilliermondii ATCC 6260 is the source of this 1620-nucleotide messenger RNA. It is a transcript of the gene FCY23, whose product is annotated as Fcy23p. NCBI's taxonomy places the organism in Eukaryota, Fungi, Ascomycota, Pichiomycetes, Serinales, Debaryomycetaceae. The transcript has a single exon. Gene Ontology annotation, molecular function: transmembrane transporter activity. Gene Ontology annotation, biological process: transmembrane transport. The coding region runs from base 1 to 1620 and encodes 539 amino acids. Gene Ontology annotation, cellular component: fungal-type vacuole membrane; plasma membrane. The record is from RefSeq and is a predicted model, not a curated record.
AUGCCUACGUCAAAAUCAGCAUCUGAGGACUCCUCCGCAUCCACCGUCGAGAGGGUUCGCUCGGUAGACUCGGACAUAACCCAGGGGUUCUGGAAAGUGUUCCAAAAUGCUAGUCGAAAAUUAGACUCUCUUGGCGUAGAAACAAGAGGAAUAGAACGAAUAGAGGCUUAUGAAAGAUCUACAAACAAAACAAAACAGCUUAUCUCGGUUAUUGGGUUGUGGUUAUCUGCCAGUGGGGGCUUGAGUUCAAUGUCAUCGUUUUUUUUGGGACCACUUCUUUUCGGAUUGGGACUUAGAAAUACUCUUAUAGCCGGUUUGGUGGGCCAUAUUUUGGGUUGUGCCAUCGCUGCGUACUGCUCGCUCAUGGGGCCUCGUUCGGGGUGCCGGCAGAUGGUUGGUGCUCGGUUUUUGUUCGGAUGGUGGUUUGUAAAACUUGUCAGUUUGGUGAGCAUCAUUGGAGUCAUGGGGUGGUCGGUGGUAAAUUGUGUGGUUGGUGGCCAGAUUUUGGCCAGUGUGAGCAACGACAAGGUUCCGCUUGUGGUGGGGAUCAUUAUUAUCGCGGUGGUGUCGCUCGUCGUGGCUAUUGCUGGUAUUCGCCAAUUGAUCAGAGUGGAAGCUUUAUUGAGUAUUCCUGUCAAUUUGGCUUUUUUGCUCUUGUACGUGGCAGCUUCGCAAAAGUUUGGUUACCUUUCCAACGACAAUAGUCCUGAAAUUGCUCACGAUCCAGCUACAAUUAGGGGAAAUUGGUUAUCGUUUUUUUCCUUAUGCUACUCCAUCACCUCCACUUGGGGCCUGAUUGCGUCCGAUUACUACAUUCUUUUCCCUGAAGAUACUCCAGACGUUCAAAUCUUUGCCCUAACAUUCUUUGGCAUUUGUAUCCCUACUACAUUUGUUGGCGUGGCUGGUUUACUCAUCGGUAACGUUGCUCUCUCCUACAAACCAUGGGGAGAAGCUUAUGCCAAAUUGGGGAUGGGAGGCUUGCUCCACGAAGCGUUCACUCCAUGGGGAGCCGGAGGGAAGUUUUUGCUAAUGGUUAUCUUCUUAUCGUUGAUUUCUAACAACAUUCUCAAUACCUACUCUGCUGCCUUUGGCAUCCAAUUGGCAGGCGUGUGGCUCGCCAAGGUUCCUCGCUGGGCGUGGGCCUUUGCCAUCACCGCCGUAUACUUGGUGUGUGCUCUUGUGGGCAGAAACAAAUUUGCAACCAUUUUGGGGAACUUUCUUCCUAUGGUGGGGUACUGGAUAUCGAUGUAUUUCAUAAUUUUGCUUGAGGAAAACACCAUUUUCAGAACAAAAUGGCUUGUUCAUUUAUACACCAAGGAAUUUGAAGAUUCUGAGCCUGAAAGAGUCAGAGGUGGUACCGUUACUCGCCGCAAACACUACAAUUUCACCAUCUGGAACGACUACUACAAAUUGACUCGCGGGCUUGCUGCCACCGCUGCUUUUGUCAUAGGUGCAACCGGAGCCGCCGUGGGCAUGUCUCAGACAUACUGGGUGGGUCCGGUUGCUCGGCGAAUAGGCGGAGAGUUUGGAGGAGAUAUUGCCAUGUGGUUAUGUAUGGGGUUCAGCGGAGUUGUUUACCCGGGAUUACGGUACUGGGAGUUGAAGCUCUUUGGAAGAUAG